CCCGCAAAGGCUGCGAGGGACCGGCAGCUGCUCCCGGAGCCCGCAAAGGCUGCGAGGGACCGGCGGCUGCUCCCGGAGCCCGCAAAGGCUGCGAGGGACCGGCAGCUGCUCCCGGAGCCCGUAAAGGCUGCGAGUGAACGGCGAGGAUGGGAGUGCGCCCGCACCGCUUCCCUCAGCGCUUCUACAGCUCGCUGCGAGCAGCUGAGAGUUUUGAUGCCUGGACAACUGGAUUCUGAAUCGUGAGAGGCUUUGAAACCCACCCCCCCCCCUCCCAAAUAAAACAAACCCCUUUGACUUCUUCUCUCGGCAGGAGGGGGAGGGAGGGCGGAUUUACCAUGAAGACAAAUCGAAGAUGCAGAGCCCUGCUAGCAGUGAGUCUGAAUCUGAUGGCUCUCCUCUUCUCUACAACAGCUUUUAUCACGACCCACUGGUGUGAGGGCACACAGAGGGUCCCCAAGCCGAGCUGUGGGAAAGAGAAGAAGACAAACUGCCUCAACUACGGCGGGAAUGAGACUGCAAAUGAGACGAACCAGAAUGUGGUUCAUUACAGCUGGGAGACGGGAGAUGACCGCUUCCUUUUCAGGUAUUUCCACACUGGGAUCUGGUACUCCUGUGAGGAAAAUAUCAAUGCUGCUGGUGAAAAAUGUCGAAGUUUUAUUGACCUUGCCCCGGCUUCUGAAAAAGGUGUGCUGUGGCUCUCAGUGGUGUCCGAGGUGUUGUACAUCAUGCUGUUGGUCGUCGGGUUCAGCCUCAUGUGCCUCGAGCUCUUUCAUUCAAGCAGUGUCAUAGAUGGGCUCAAGUUAAAUGCCUUUGCUGCUGUCUUCACUGUGCUUUCAGGUCUCUUGGGGAUGGUGGCACACAUGAUGUACACUCAAGUGUUCCAAGUGACCGUCAGCCUUGGGCCAGAGGACUGGCGACCACACUCCUGGGACUAUGGAUGGUCCUUCUGUCUGGCGUGGGGCUCCUUCACCUGCUGCAUGGCUGCCUCUGUCACCACCCUCAACUCCUACACCAAGACUGUCAUCGAGUUCAGGCACAAGCGCAAAAUCUUCGAGCAGGGCUUCCGAGAAGAGCAGAACUUCCUGGACCAGGAAGCCAUCAAGUACUUCAGAGAAAGGGCUUCACAACACCCAGCUCUAAGUGUCACUAGCCCGCAGAGGAACAGGAGUGACCACAAUGCUCAGAAAAUCCCCCCAUUCGCUACGUCAAGCUCCUCCAGCGACACAUCAAGCAGCUCUUCACUUUCAUCAGAACCAGCCAGCCAGAUCUCCAUGGUUCAGGAUCAAACCCUGCUGGACAUCACCUCCAUCACUAGAUUGGCCCCAGGGGAAUCACCAAACCCUCAAGCACUCGAGCAAAGAGAUACAAAUUCAGCAAUAUCGUGUUCCAGCCCACUGGGAGCAAGGACUAUUCCAGCAUCUUGCCCAGCCAGCCUCAGGCUCAGUCUAACACCCAGCUCAGCCAAGCCACAGCAAUACUCUGACUCCUCUGCAGUCAGCCCAGGGAUCAGUGCAGCUUCCUUCUCCACCUUCUGUCCUCACUCAGCACAAAACGUACGAGCUUCAGCUUCAGAUCACACACUGACCCCAACCAGGACAAGCACAAGGCCUCCAGCAGCAGCGACUCCUGAAGAGAGUUCCCAGGCUCCUGGCUAUUCUAAAAUGGAGUUAAAGAAUACAGGAAAGGGGUUUGAAUCAGAUCUGGAAGAUCCUGAUCACGAGAGGAGAUUUGUAACCACACAGCAGUUCCAAGCCAUGGAGAAAGAGCUGGAGCACGUGAAGGAAGACCUGAACUGCCUGAAGUGGAAGGUGAGGCACAUCGGGGAGACGGUGCAGCCGCUGGCCGAGGACAGCAAGAGGUACAAUGGCUACACCCUGAGGGAGCUCAGGGCCAUGGUGCAGCUCGAGGAUGACCCCUACAAGGCUGCCCACAAGAUCCUCACCGCCCUCUUCAGCGAUGUCGACUGGCCCCAGCAGCCAGCUGCUGAGCAGGCCUGCAACUCCCUGCCCAAGCCCAGGAUAGACCCAGAGCUGCACAGGCUCUACUGCGACGUUCUCAAGAGCAUAUUCCCUGAAAUCAGCAGCCAGGCCUUGAGGGAAGAGACACAGCCCACGCAGAAAAGCACGCAGAGAGCAGUGCAGUGACAGCAGAGCAGUGACAGCAGUGGGGUGACAGCAGGGCAGUGACAGCAGUGCAGUGACAGCACAGCAGUGACAGCACAGCAGUGACAGCAGAGUAGUGACAGCAGUGCAGUGACAGCAGGGCAGUGACAGCACAGCAGUGACAGCAGUGACAGCAGUGGGGUGACAGCAGGGCAGUGACAGCACAGCAGUGACAGCACAGCAGUGACAGCAGUGGGGUGACAGCAGGGCAGUGACAGCACAGCAGUGACAGCACAGCAGUGGCAGCAGUGCAGUGACAGCAGGGCAGUGGCAGCACAGCAGUGGCAGCAGUGCAGUGACAGCAGAGUAGUGACAGCAGUGCAGUGACAGCAGUGCAGUGACAGCAGGGCAGUGGCAGCACAGCAGUGGCAGCAGUGCAGUGUCAGCAGAGCAAUGGCAGCAGUGCAGUGACAGCAGAGCAGUGGCAGCACAGCAGUGACAACACAGCAGUGGCAGCAGUGCAGUGACAGCAGUGCAGUGACAGCACAGCAGUGACAGCAGUGCAGUGACAGCACAGCAGUGACAGCAGGGCAGUGACAGCAGUGCAGUUACAGCACAGCAGUUACAGCACAGCAGUGACAGCAGUGCAGUGACAGCAGGGCAGUGACAGCAGGGCAGUGACAGCAGGGCAGUGACAGCAGGGCAGUGACAACACAGCAGUGACAGCACAGCAGUGACAGCACAGCAGUGACAGCAGUGCAGUGACAGCAGUGCAGUGACAGCAGGGCAGUGACAGCAGAGUAGUGACAGCAGUGCAGUGACAACACAGCAGUGACAGCACAGCAGUGGCAGCAGUGCAGUGACAGCAGGGCAGUGACAGCAGAGUAGUGACAGCACAGCAGUGACAGCAGUGCAGUGACAGCAGGGCAGUGACAACACAGCAGUGACAGCACAGCAGUGACAGCAGGGCAGUGACAGCACAGCAGUGACAGCACAGCAGUGGCAGCAGUGCAGUGACAGCAGGGCAGUGACAGCAGUGCAGUGACAGCACAGCAGUGACAGCAGUGCAGUGACAGCAGAGCAAUGGCAGCAGUGCAGUGACAGCACAGCAGUGACAGCAGUGCAGUGACAGCAGAGCAAUGGCAGCAGUGCAGUGACAGCACAGCAGUGACAGCAGUGCAGUGACAGCACAGCAGUGACAGCACAGCAGUGACAGCACAGCAGUGACAGCAGUGCAGUGACAGCAGGGCAGUGACAGCACAGCAGUUACAGCACAGCAGUGACAGCAGAGCAGUGGCAGCAGUGCAGUUACAGCACAGCAGUGACAGCAGAGCAGUGGCAGCAGUGCAGUGGCAGCAGGGCAGUGACAGCAGUGCAGUGACAGCAGUGCAGUGACAGCAGGGCAGUGACAGCAGGGCAGUGACAGCCAAGCCCUCGGGUGCUGUGCAAGGUGUGAGCCCUGUGGUGGCUCCAGAGGACUGGACUGUGGCAGGUGCCCUGGGCUGGGUCUGUCCCUUUUAGGCACAGACUGUGUGUGAAGGUGUUGGUGAGCUCUGAGCCCUGAUGACACUUGCCCAGUGACACAGAGUGGGAGGGCAUCCUGCACUCUUCCCACGUUUUAGAAAACAAUUGCUCCUUUGGUGUCUCUUUCAAUCUAUGGACGUUUCCUUGUUUCCACAACUACAAUGCUGACACAGAAUCCCACGAAGGCGUUGUACGUCCAAGCAAGGGCCUUCUCCCAGCCCCAAACAGACCAACCAACCAGCAUCUGGGUAGUUUCUAUUUUCUAGAGUGUAUCAUUCAUUAAAUGACAUUACU
This is a messenger RNA of Oenanthe melanoleuca, 3920 nucleotides long. It is a transcript of the gene GSG1L, whose product is annotated as GSG1 like. Lineage: Eukaryota; Metazoa; Chordata; Aves; Passeriformes; Muscicapidae. The transcript is spliced from 7 exons. Gene Ontology annotation, cellular component: plasma membrane. The record is from RefSeq and is a predicted model, not a curated record. Bases 336 to 2144 code for a protein of 602 amino acids.